GGCUCGGGAGCGCGCGCAGCGGCGGCGGGGCUGCGUGCGAAAGCGCCUUUGGCGAAGCGAGAGCCGGAUCGAGGGGAGCCGCCGCCGCCAACGCCGCCGCCGCCUCGCCAACGCCGGCUUGCCGGGGAAGAAGGAGGCGAGACUCCGAAGUGCUGACGUUGGAUUUGGCCGGAGAAAGCAGCCCGGGAAGCCCAGGGGGGAAAAAAACCUCGAGAAGGACACCCCCCCUCAGCCCGUGCCAAGAAUGAUGGUGCUGAAAGGAGGAGGGAGUUUGGCACUUGGGAAGUAAUACCGGAGGAGAAGAAGGGGGCGCAAAAAACCAAAGGGGGGGGGGUCUGGCUAGGGCGGGGCCAGCGAGGCCCGGAAGCUUCUUGAUUGCUGGAGAUCGGUUGUCAGUCCGCUUGGAUUCCCCCCCUCCACCCCCCCAGCGCUCUUUCCAGGCCGGGAGCGGAGCGGCAGACGGGCUGGGUGGCUGGCUGUUGCGCGCCGCGCUCCCCCCGGCGGGCUGUGGGCAGGGGCGUCCGGGAAGCGAGCGCGCGAGCCGAGAGAGACUCCCCUUUUCCCGGACGGUGCAGCCAACCAAGGGAGGAUCCGGAGAGAGGGGGGCGCCAGAAGGAUCGGGGGUGGGGGGAGAGCCAGCCGCCGCCGCCGCCAUCAUCAUCCGGAGGCCCCGUGGCUUUUCAAUGGAGGAGCAGCCCGGCCACCAGCCAGCACAGCAGCAACAGCAGCAGCAGGCGCCUCACCACCACCACCAGCACCACCACCACCAUUACUACUACUACAACCACAACCACCACCAGCACCACCAGCAGCACCUGGCCGAGGGCAGCGCGCCCGCCAAGGCCCCGCCGAAGGCGCCUUUGCAAGCCCUCAAGCAUGAGCCCAAGCACGGCGCCGGAGGAGGAGGAGCAGGCCAGCAGCCCGACGCGCCCAGGAAGAAAGCAGGUCGGCGGCCCAGGGCGCGCGCAAAAAGCCGGCGAGGGGUGGAGAGGGCGGCGCCGCCGGUCGGGGGCGCACAUAUCGGGGCUGGGGGGGGGCAAGGCAUGCGGGCGGUUGACGGGGGGCUUUGAGAGGGGGACCAAACGGCUUGACCUCCGAGUUCUUUUUUUGGGGGGGGGGGAGAUCCCGGCUGGAGGUCUCCGGGCGUGUUGCGCGCUUUGGAGAAGCCGAGGGGGACCCCCUUGCCAAGAGGGAGGAAAGCGCUUUUUGGAUAUCGGAUGAGAGCUGGUUGCUUUUUUUUCGGGGGCAGAAGUAGAUGGGGGUAUGGAUCUGGGCCUUUUUUGGGGGGGGGGGGGAGCCAGACCCGGGUGUUUCCAUGCUGCCUCGCCACCCCAGACCUUGAGCGGCGUCGGUCUCCCCUCGGCUUGCCUCGGAUGGGGCCGGAGAGGAGGGAAGGCAGCUCGUUCUUUGGGGACAAGAAGAAUAAAAAUAUGCUACCAGGAAGGUUUUGGAGGGGGAGAUUCCCACUGGAUCCCGGCCAGAACCAGGAUGGUGGUGGGAUUCGUGGUUUCUUGUUUUUUUGGGGAGGAAAAAUCACAUCCCGGAUCUGAAUCGGGAAGGCAGUAGAGAGGGUCUUUAUUUGCUUUCACUUUUUAACAGGGUACACUCGGACCUUCACAACCUGAAAUGUGGGAGCUGUUUUGGGGAUGGAGAGAGAGAAAAAAAUCAGAUUAUUUCUGGUGGCGGGCGCAUUUCGUGCCGCAGACACAACAUUACACCUUUUGCGGGGAGAUGAGGGAAAUAUCUGGGACCCCUAGUCAGAGCCAGGAGCGACCCUUAGUUAAUGUAUGGGAGGGGGUUUAGGGCGACCAAGAAGGGCUGGGGUCCCUCUGGUGGCCCCCAAAUAUCUCUUAUUUUGCCGGGGGUCGGGAGAGAGAGACUCUCAAGCCAGGACGGGGUUGGAGGUGGGGGGCGAGUCGUGGGCCGGUGAGUGGGGGGCUGGGGAUAUGUGAACCAUGGCUUGGGGGGCUGGGAAUGAUGGCGUGUGUAUUUGGGGGGCUUAAGUGUGUACUUUUGGGGCGAGGCCGGCCUCGCUUAGGCCCGAGCGCGGUGCUUCUCCUCGCCUGGGGGAGAAGAGGUGGCUCUGCUUGGGGCGGGGGUCUUGGGCCACGGGCGGGCUUGGCUGGGCCCGGGAAGAGGCGGCGGCAGCGGAGCGCAGAGACCCGGGUCUUCCGCCCAGGCCUCCUCCCUCCUGCCGGCCCUUUCGGGGGGCCAGGAGGGACCCCGUGCUCUGGAGGCCUGGCAGCCGGCGAGGCCGCCUCCUUCCCGGGCCUUCUCCUCCGCCGGGGCCUUCGCCGCCAUGUUGGGCGGGAGGAGAGCCGCCGAGACCGCCACCGCCCUGGCCUGGCUCGGGCCUAGAUGGGCCCCGGCCGGCUCCGCGCCAUUGUCCGCCGGGGUCGGGGGCUGGGUGCGUUUUGGGGGGGCGGCGGCGGGAGGAUGUCUGGAAGCAACAAGGGGUUUUGGGGUGGGGCGCGGGAUGGAGGAAGGGGGCUCUCUUUUGGGGAGACGGGGUGGGUUUUUAGGGGCGCAAGGCAGACCGGGAAACCUGCGAAGGACAGGCAGGGUUUUUUUUUGGGGGGGGGGGCUUAGUUAAGAUUUAUGGUUGAAAGUCUUGCCUCCCCCUCCCCUGCAAGGGAUUUGGGGUCGUGUGUUAUGUUCACCCGGUUUUGCCCUCCUAACAACCCUGCCAGGUAGCCUAGCUAGAAAGAAGAGGUGAUUGCUCCCAAGGUCACCUGGUUAGCGUUGUGGGGGGUGAUUUUUGAACCCCAGUGCUUUUAACCUGCAACAGCUUGUUUCUUCUAAUUAUCAACAACUUCUCCCUAAUAAUAAUGUCGUGCAAGCGGAAGGGAGCUCCAAAGGUCAUCUGGUUUAGCCUUGGCUAACGUGGUUGCAGCUGAUGGGAGUUGUAGUCCAAAACAUCUGGGGGGGGCACCAGGGUGGCCAAGCCUAAGCAAAGGGGAGCCCACCACCUCCCAAGAUGGAUUUGUUCCAUAGUUGUUACUACCCCACUCAUAGGAGCUUAGGGAUUCUUGCUGUAUUUUAUCCUUGCAAAAGCUUUGCAAUGAGGCUGGGUAUGUGUGUGUGUGUGAGAGAGAGAAAGAUUUGCUUCUUGGCUGAUUCGAACCCAGGUCUCCUAGACCUAGUGUGCUGCUUGAGCCACAGUGCCACAAGGGCUUUUGUUGUGGAAGUGUCUGGGAAGAUUUGUGUGGGUACCAGAGCCCCCAAAUGUAUAGCAAGGACUUGAGCUGUGGGUGCCAUGGGGAGAGAGGCAGGUCUUGGACAGAGAGUUUAAAGCCCCCUUUCACCAGUUGAACAGUCAUGGCCCUCUCCAUCCCACCCACCUCCCAAAAUGCUGGGAGCUGUGGUCUGUUAAGGAUGUUGGGGGUUGUAAUUCUGGGAAGGAUCUCCUGGUGGUCUCCUCAGCACCCUUUGCAAACUACAGUUCCCAGGAUUCUUUUGGGGGAUGGAUGUGACCCUUAAGCAGGUCCAAGGGAUGCCUCUUCCUGAAAUGUUUUGAGCACUAGCUGCCUGGAAGAGUGGACAGUUCUGGGCCAGAUCAGAGGAAUUUGUGGCCCCCUGGAAGUUGCUGGGCUUCCUAUAGCCAGUGUGCAAGUGGUUCGGGGAUGGUGGAGCCGUGAUCUAGCAACAUCUGGAAGUCUCCAGGUUCCCCUUAGAUCAGGCAUGUCCAGCAGGUAGACUGAUAGAUUAUGGGGGUGUCCCAGGUAGAUCGCCACCUCCUAGGUCAAUUCCCGCUCCCCCUAAAAAAGCUCAAGAACUUUGAUUUCCCCCCAAAAAGUUCAACAACUCUGGUCCAUCCUCCAAUGACAAUGGCCAGAUCACUGUUAGUUUUUUUAAUACUGUGAGUAGAUCACAGACUCUUGGAAGUUGGACAUCCCUGCCCUAGAUGAAAUUCCUUGUAGGGCAGCUGCUUUCUUCAGCUGAGGCAACCACUUCCCAUAGUAUUUUUGUAUGAAAACAUGAAUGCUUAAGAAACAAACCCAACUCUCAGUUAUGUCCCUCAAGCCAAUACAAUAUGGGGCAUUUCCUAUUAAAAUCAUUUUGCGGAGGAUGUUGGCCAGAUUUUGCGUGGUCCAGAUCUUUACCCUGCAGCUGGCAAAAAACUUGAAUGAAGCCUCCCUGCGUUCUCUUCAUGGGCAUUAUAAGUGACCAAUUCUGAAAUAGUGAGCCCCCAGACAUGAGGUGUGCACGGUGGUCCAGGAGCCGUAAACUUCCCUCUCCCUUUUUAGUGAUCCAUUAAAACCUUCCUUUCAUGGAUAGGAAGGUGUGAGGACACUGAUGUCCCUGUUCUGUAGAAAACUCUCCCCAUCCUGUCUCUCCAAAUAAAUCUUUGGUAAGUGGACAGAAGAGGACUUGUGGGGGAAAUCUUUGAUUCGAUUCCUCUCUUUUGGGUUGUUUUAGUCAGGAACCAGCAUGCGCGCGAACACACAGAUGGGUAUUUGUACGAAAUAGUAAUACAAAUAGCAACAGAAAUUUAUAUAUUGUUUAUAGGUCAGUAACUCUUCACAUGGUUCACGGUAACAAUAUUUAAAGGCAGAAGCAAAAUUUUGUACCCCAAAAUUUUGCAGCAGUGAAGCUAAUUUGACCUGAAGGUUUGCUUAAAAAGGCAGGCCUGCAAGCCUGUUUUCCACAGUAAAAUGUUAACAGCAGGACGAUGCUCCAAAGACUUGGUGCUGCCGUUGAAAAGGCCCCGUCUCGCCUUUGUGCAGGUGUGAGGAACCCUUGGCCUUCCUGAUGUUUCUGGGCCAUGGCUCCCCUUAUCCCUGACCGUUGGGUCUGCUCGCUGUGGGGGAUGAUGGGAGUUGUAGUCCAACAUCAUGUGGAAGGUUUGUCAUCCCAAGGCCUUCACAGGUCGAAGACAAUGUACCGUGUUUUUCACUCUAUAAAAUGCACCAGACCAUAAGACGCACCUAGCUUUUGGAGGAGGGAAACAAGAAAAAAAAAAUUCUGAAUCUCAGAAGCCAGAACAGCAAGAGGGAUCGCUGCGCAAUGAAAUCAGCAAUCGCUCUUGCUGUUCUGGCUUCUGGGAUAGCUGCGCAGCCUGCAUUCGCUCCAUAAGACGCACACACAUUUCCCCUUACUUUUUAGGAGGGAAAAAGUGAGUCUUAUAGAGCAAAAAAUACGGUAGGUUAAAAAGAUGCAGUAACAUAUUGCAUCCUUGAAAGUUCUGGGAAGCUCAAAAGCUUGUGCAUCCCAACAGAGGGUCCACCAGAGAUCCUGGAUCUUAUUCGUGACAUUCAUAACAUUAAUAUUUAUUUACUGUGUGCAGUUCUGGUUGCCUCACCUCAAAAAGGAUAUUGUAGAGUUGGAAGCUGUUCAGAAAAGGGCAGCCAAAGUGAUCCAGAGAUAGAGCGAGACUCCUAGGAGUUGCAGCAUUUGGGGCUUUUCAGCUUAGGGGUGACAUGAUAGAAGUUUAUGUGUUUAUGCCCAGCAUGGAGAAAAUGGAUAGGGAAAAGUUUGUCUCCGUCUCUCAUAACACUGAAAUUCGUGGACACCCAGUGAAGCUGAUUUAGAUUUAGGACAGGUAAAAGAAAGUUCUUCUUCACGCAGCGCAGCGUCAAAGCUAUGGAACAGGAGACAGGGAUGGCCACCGACCGAGGUGACUUUAAAAGACUAUUAGACAAAUUCAUGGAGGAGGAAAGUACCGUAUUUUUUGCUCUAUAAGACUCACCUUUUCCCUCCUAAAAAGUAAGGGGAAAUGUGUGUGCGUCUUAUGGAGCGAAUGCAAGCUGCGCAGCUAUCCCAGAAGCCAGAACAGCAAGAGGGAUUGCUGCUUUCAUUGCGCAGCGAUCCCUCAUGCUGUUCUGGCUUCUGAGAUUCAGAAUAUUUUUUUUCUUGUUUUCCUCCUCCAAAAACUAGGUGCAUUUUGUGGUCUGGUGCGUCUUAUAGAGCGAAAAAUACGGUAUAUCGAAUGCUGCCAGCCAUGGUGGCUUUGCCCUGUCUCCAGAGUCAGAGGCAGCAAUGCUUCUGGAUUACGGUCGCUGGAAACCACAGGAGGGGAAAGUGCCCUUGUUCUCAGUCUCUGCUUGUGGGUUUCCCACAAUGGGCAUCUGGUCGGCCCCAGUGAGAGCAGGAUUCUGGUUGAAAUGGGCCAUUGGCCUGAUCCAGCAGCCUCUUUCUUCUUAAGUUCUUGCUCAAUUUAUAUCACACCAUUCCUCCCAAAGGAGUCCAAGGUGGCUGGCUAUUAUUAUUAUUAUUCUAUUUUUCCUUUGAGAAUAGCUUCCUGUGAGGCACCUCUAAGCGAUUUACAGUACUUUCAUCUUUCCCAAAUGCAAAAGACACCCUUCCCAGGCCUCUUGACCUUUGUAAUGUUGCAUCAAAGUUGGAGGAGAUCCCUCCAGAACAAACAUCUGCCAUUUGCCCUGCACACACCACAGAUUUCCCCUCCAUUGCGUUGGCAUGGGCUGAUCUCCCACACUGCCGCUGGACUGUUGUGGCCACAUAACUGCUGCAUUUGGGGCUUGAAGUCUCUUCUCCCCACCCCCCGCUGGAAUCUCAACAUCCGUCAACAUAGUCAACCCUGGCACCCUUCCCUUUGCAUGAAAGGAGAGGGUGCUGCCAUACCUGCAAGUCAUGGGUGCACCCCUGGCUUUCAAACUGGGUUCUGGGGCUCAUCAGAGGUGGCCGUCCCGAAAGCCAGUUUUUGUCCUCUCUGGACAGCUGGCUCUCUGCGCUGAGAUGCGGUUUCAUAGAAUCAUAGAAUCAUAGAGUUGGAAGAGACCACAAGGGCCAUCGAGUCCAACCCCCUGCCAAGCAGGAAACACCAUCAGAGCACUCCUGACAUAUGGUUGUCAAGCCUCUGCUUAAAGACCUCCAAAGAAGGAGACUCCACCACACUCCUUGGCAGCAAAUUCCACUGUCGAACAGCUCUUACUGUCAGGAAGUUCUUCCUAAUGUUUAGGUGGAAUCUUCUUUCUUGUAGUUUGGAUCCAUUGCUCUGUGUCCGCUUCUCUGGAGCAGCAGAAAACAACCUUUCUCCCUCCUCUAUGUGACAUCCUUUUAUAUAUUUGAACAUGGCUAUCAUAUCACCCCUUAACCUCCUCUUCUCCAGGCUAAACAUGCCCAGCUCCCUUAGCCGUUCCUCAUAAGGCAUCGUUUCCAGGCCUUUGACCAUUUUGGUUGCCCUCCUCUGGACAUGUUCCAGUUUGUCAGUGUCCUUCUUGAACUGUGGUGCCCAGAACUGGACACAGUACUCCAGGUGAGGUCUUGGAUGUGUUCUGGGCCGCACCCUUGGUUUAGUGGGGAAACUCCACACUGUUUGGAUUGCACCCCGCAGAAUGCGUCCUAGAAUCAUUUGCAGUGCGCUGAGAUUUGUAGCAGGUCUUUGGUUUCCUAAAUAAUAUAAUAAUAAAUUAUUAUUCAUACCCCGCACAUCUGACUGGGUCUCCCCAGCCACUCUGGGAGGCUUCCAACCAAAUAUCAAAAACAAUACAGCGUCAGACAUUAGAAACUUCCCUAAACAGGACCACCUUCAGGUGUCUUUUAAAAGUAAAAUUGUUGUUUAUUGCCUUGCCAUCUGCUGGGAGGGCGUUCCACAGGGUGGGCGCCACCACCGAGAAGGCCCUCUGCCUGGUUCCCUGUAACCUCACUUCUCGCAGCAAGGGAACUGCCAGAAGGCCCUCAGUGCUGGAUCUUAGUGUCCGGGCUGGAUGAUGGAUAAAUGCAGAAGUGGUUCCAGUUCUCUGAAGUUUGAAAACCAGUGGAGAAAAGAUUGGUGUCUUUUCCCUGUGAGAUCCUUGGAAUGUUUUCGGGCUCCCAGCAGCCAGCAUGGCCAGUGGUCAUGGAUGGAGGUACUUGGAAGUCCAGUGGCAUUUGGGAAAAGGCCAUAGCUCAGGGCUGGAGUAUUUGUUUUGCAUGUAGGAGGUCCCAGAUGCAGUCCUUUGUAUCUUCAGGUCAGACUGGGAAUGAAUCCUUUCUGAAGCUGGAGAGCUGCUGCCAGCCAGUGUAGACAGUACCAAGUUAGAUGGGCUCUGCAUAAGGCGGUUUCCUAUUUUAAUCCUUGAUUCAGAGCCAUCAGGUUUGGAAACUUGCUGCAUUUUGAGGGGAAAGGGCUGUAGCUCGGGGAUGGGGGGGGGGAGACGACCUGUGUGGCCUUCCAGAUGCUGUUGGACUCAAACUUCCAGCAGCCAGAAUGGCUGGGGAUGAUGGGAGUUGUAGUAACAUCACACCUUGGAGGGUCACUGCCUCCCUGCACAGGCCUCCAGGCAGUGUUAGAAACUAGAGUGGAAAAGCUAGGAGCCAAAUGGCUCCUGGGACCUGAGUUGUGGGCGCCAAACAGAACGUCUAGUUGCCAUUUUGGCGGGGAGUCAGCAACUAUUUAUUUAUUAUUUUGAUAAGCAGGAAUUAAUUCGCAAUUGACAUAAGCGACACAUUGUUAGUAUCACAUUUUUAGCAGAAAUUGUUAACGCAUGUUUAAUUUGGUGUUGACAAUAAAAAUGCUGGUACCGUACUUCAGUUUUCAAAACACUCUACUCUUUAUUGUUAAACUCUUUGACAUAUUGUCUGUCCUUAACAGUUACUUCGAGGCUUCAAAGGGCCUACAUUUCCGUAAUCCUGGAGUGUCAGCCAGGAGCAAAAAAAUGGCGCCCAGUCUUUUUGAGGCGCUCGCAAAUGGAGAAUUUUUAGGCGCAAAAUGCGCCUGGCGCCCUGCUAAUUUCGAACCCUGCCUCAAGGGCGUCUUCUGUUUGUAUACUUGGAAAAUCUGGACCAGAAUGUAAAAUAAUAAUGGGAUGGGGUUUUGAUGCUCCUGGUUCCCAAGUUCUGCAUUUCUGAAUUGCGGUGUCUGUUUGGUGACUUUCGAACUCGCUGCCACAGGAGGUAGUGACAGCCUGGGCAUGGAAGGCUUUAAAAGAGGAUUGGACAAAUCAGGGGAGGGGAGGGGUAUUAAUGGCUUAGCCACAGUGGCUACUCUCUGCCUGAUCCUGGUAGUUUUCUCUCCUUAGGUUCUUAAGUUUCUUACCGGUUCAUCACCUUCCCCCAGUGCAACACUGCUAUGCCCAAGUGCCUUCUCUUCCUCUCUAAACAUUUCUAAAGAACAGCAGUGGCAGAAUAAAUAUUAACAGGAAGAAAAGAUCCAUCGCCAGCCGACUCUCUGCGUGCUUAGCAGUUUCCAGGCUGUGGAAAUGGCUGGUGCCCUGGCCUAAUCCACUUAAAGUUGGAGCUGGGAGCAGCCUCUGCUGCUCAGAGGUGUUUUGUCCCCUCUCUUAGUCCGUAGUUCUUGGGAUGGACCACUUGGGACGGUGGUGAACAGGGGGCAGCUUGCAUCAUCAGCUCAUAGCUCUCUCCUGUAUUAUAAGGCUAUAGCUACAUGCAGAAAAUUAAGAGUUAGCUGCUUGACCGUGGAACAGACUCCCUUGGAAGGUUGCGAUACCUGCAUGGCAGAGGUUAGGCCUAGAUGGACCUUGGGAUCCUUUCAAACUCUACAGUUACCACAGAGAUCAUGGAAUCGUCGAGUUGGAAGGGAUCCUGAGGGUCAUCUAGUCCAACCCCCUGCAAUGCAGGAAUCUCUUGCGCAACAUGGGGUUCAAACCCACAACCCUGAGAUUAAGAGUCUCCUGCUCUUAACCAGCUGAACUAAAAUAAGGGCUCGUCCUGCAGUUCCAGUUUCCUUUGCGCCUUCGCGUAGUAUUUGUAUGUGGGAAGGAAUUGGAGAGCAUAGGGCAUGGGUGCUUUCGAACUGCUAGGUUGGCAGGAGCAGGGACCGAGCAACAGGAGCUCACCCCAUCACAGGGAUUCGAACUGCCGACCUUCUGAUCGGCAAGCCCAAGAGGCUCUGUGGUUUAACCCACAGCGCCACCCGUGUCCCUGCUCCUGCCAACCUAGCAGUUCGAAAGCACGUCAAAGUGCAAGUAGAUAAAGAGGUACCGCUCCGGCGGGAAGGUAAACGGCAUUUCCUUGCGCUGCUCUGGUUUGUCAGAAGCGGCUUAGUCAUGCUGGCCUCAUAACCCGGAAGCUGUACGCCGGCUCCCUUGGCCAGUAAAGCGAGAUGAGUGCCGCAACCCCAGAGUCGGCCACGACUGGACCUAAUGGUCAGGGGUCCCUUUACCUUUUAGGGCAUGGGUAGGCAAACUAAGGCCCGGGGCCCGGAUCCGGCCCAAUCGCCUUCUAAAUCUGACCUGUGGAUGGUCCAGGAAUCAUUGUGUUUUUACAUGAGUAGAAUGUGCCCUUUUAUUUAAAAUGCAUCUCUGGGUUAUUUGUGGGGCAUAGGAAUUCCUUCAUCCCCCCCCCAAAAAAUAUAGUCCGGCCCCCUCACAAGGUCUGAAGGACAGUGGACCGGCCCCCUCCUGAAAAAGUUUGCUGACCCCUGGCAUAGGGGCAUAGCUCAGGGGUAGAGACCAUCCGCCUGGCAACCAGAAGGCUCUUUGUUCCAUCCCUAAUGGCAUCUCCAGUAAACACAGUGCUGAGCCGCCCAUGGAUCUACUCUGCGUAAGAAAGCUCCCCGCAUAAGCUGUGGAGCAUCUGUUUUGAAUUCACAAGGUCCUAGGUGCAUCCAGGAACGCAGGAAGCUGCCUUGAUCAGAGUACACAGAGAGUUGGUCCGCCUGUUGUUGUUUAGUCGUGUCCGACUCUUUGUGACCCCCUGGACCAGAGCACGCCAGGCACUCCUGUCUUCCACUGCCUCCCGCAGUUUGGUCAAACUCAUGCUGGUAGCUUCGAGAACACUAUCCAACCAUCUCAUCCUCUGUUGUCCCCUUCUCCUUGUGCCCUCCAUCUUUCCCAACAUCAGGGUCUUUUCCAGAGAGUCUUCUCUUCUCAUGAGGUGGCCAAAGUCUUGGAGCCUCAGCUUCACGAUCUGUCCUUCCAGUGAGCUCUCAGGGCUGAUUUCCUUCAGAAUGGAGAGGUUGGAUCUUCUUGCAGUCCAUGGGACUCUCAAGAGUCUCCUCCAGCACCAGAAUUCAAAAGCAUCAAUUCUUCGGCGAUCAGCCUUCUUGAUGGUCCAGCUCUCACUUCCCUACAUCACUACUGGGAAAACCAGAGCUUUAACUAUACGGACCUUUGUUGGCAAGGUGAUGUCUGCUUUUUAAGAUGCUGUCUAGGUUUGUCAUCACCUUUCUCCCAAGAAACAGGGGUCUUUUAAUUUCGUGACUGCUGUUGGUCCGCCUGGCUCAGUGCAAUGGCUCUCAGAGUUUCAGGCAGAGUCUUCCCCGGCCCUAACUGGAAUGGAUAAUUUUUUUUGUUUGGGAACAGCAGGGCCACGUCUCAGCACCAAAAGUUCCCUGUUUCCAUCAGUUGGGAGGGUUUUGGCAUUGUGCUUGGCGCAGCAGAGUUGUGCUCCCACCUUGUAGGGGGGGAAAUAGGUGGGGGGAAUCUCUUGAGUCAUGUUGAAUUUUGGAGCAGGCAGAUGUUUCCACCCACUCCGGAACUCGGCAUAAGACAGAAGUUCUGCCCCCAAGUUCUCUGCAGUCCGCGGGGAAUCUGUGGGCCCCAUUGCCAGAGGGCUGGAGAUGCAACACCCCCCCCCCAAAAAAAACCCCAGUUAAAAAACAAGCAUUUAAAAACAUUAAUAAAAUAAAAUUAGUGAUAAGCUAAAAUACACACGAAGGCGUUCUACGUUUCUGGAUAGGCUUGCCUAAAUGAGCAUGUUUUGAGCAGUUGCUGAAAAGUACAGCGAGGGCUGUGUCAAGUGGCAGGGAGUUCCAAAGCGUAGGGGCUGCCACACUAAUGUGGGACGGGGAUUAUGUGGCACCCAUAAGAGGGCCGCUCCUGCAGAGCGAAGCUGUCAAGUGGGCUUAUAUGGGGCAAGGAGAUCUCUGGUCCCAAGCUGACACAAGCGUUGUCUGCUAAUAGUCACGCCUUGAACGUGGCCUGGCAGCAAGCAGGCAUGCAGCGCAGAUCUCUGAGCGCAUGUCGUCGGUCUCACUUCGGUCAGCAACUGUGCUGCAGCGUUCUGCAUUGACCGCAUCUUCCAGAUCAGGUGCAAGGGAAGCCCCACGUAGAGUGCCUUGCAGUAGUCCAGGCUUGAAGUCCCCAGUGCCUUUACUACUGUGAAUCUAUUUGGUUUGGCGCAUCCACAUUGUGUGGUCCAUUGAGGUCCGUGCUCCUAUCGUACGCCUCCCCCCCCCCCGGUGCAAAUCUUGAGGGAAAAUGAAUAAAUAACAGACUUACCUGGGUGCUGAGCACAUAGAUUGGAGUGCUUGGUAUUCUAACAGGAGUAAAAGCAACUUUUAGCUCUUUCAUGUGUAAGAAUUUGAGGGAGAACCGCAUAGGCUACCUUGCCUCACAGAAAAAGGUGAAAUAUACCGUAUUUUUCGCCCCAUAGGACGCACCGGCCCAUAGGACGCACCUAGUUUUUUUGGGGGGAAAUAAAGGGGAAAAAAAAUUAUUUCCCCUCCAGGUGCGCUGUGCUAAGCCCGAAGCUUGGGGCGUGCGGAGCUCAGCGCGCCCCAAGCUUCUGGGUGCCGGCAAGGUCUCCGCUAGCCGUGGGAGAGCUGGGUCUCCCAUGGCUAGCGGAUAGCUUCCUGAAGCCCGGAUAGCUUCAGCGAAAGCCUGCAUUCGCCCCAUAGGACGCACACACUUUUCCCCUUCAUUUUUGGAGGGGAAAAAGUGCGUCUUAUAGAGCGAAAAAUACGGUAAGUGCAAUUAUGAUUAUUUUUUGUGGUAACCCACCCUGGCACCUUAGGGUGGAGGGCAGGCACUGUAUCAUUCUGCACCCAGGUAUUCUUGAAUACACACACACAAAUAAUAACAUUAAUGUUUGAUGGACUGAGUUUAUUUAAUAUGCUGCCUCCCCUGUGAGUCUGACCCAACCAGCUUACAGCCAGUGUUAAAACUGAUAUAUAACCUGAUACCAAAUAGCACGUUAAACCUAGGUUAUGGUUGCCAUAAAUGGAAUGUCUAGGUGCCAGUUUUUUUCACGUUGGAAGUAUUAAUAAUAAUUCCAUUUCUAUACCGCUUUAUAUUUUAAAGUACAAAUCUCAAUGCGGUUGACAACACGCUAGAACAUCAAAUGAAACAAUCCGGAAUAAAACAAAUUCAAGCUUCCAGGGCAGUAUUUCGGAUCCAUUUUGCUUUACCCGGCUGCCAACCUGGCAUCCAGGGAUCUUUGAAGGGUUGCAAUUGGACCCACGCCAGUUGCAAAACGCACCUGGUGCCUGGCUAAUUUCUAGCCCUGCUUACAGCAAGUGUCCACUUGCGGGCGAUGACCGCGGUGAGCCUCCAGGCACAGAGGCAGUCUACCCCAAAAGUCCCAGUUGCAAGCGUGCAAGAGGGCAGUCUAGGUGGGAUAUGAACACAGCGCAGCUUCUGACCUUAACGCUUCUUCCUUUCUUUUCCUCCUAGGCUACGGCGAGCUCAAUGGCAGCGUCGGAGAGCGGGAGUCCCCCCCCAAGAGCUUGAACGGGGGCGAUGCUGCAGCCAGCCCCAUUUCCCGGGUCCCCAACGGCAGCCAGACUCCCGGAGACCCCGCCCUGGCGCUCAAGCAGACUGUGAAGGGGAGCGGUGCCUUUGGGAAGCUGGGGCUCAAGCCCAAGGGCUUUGUCCCCAAAGGGGCUGCGGACAAGAAGCCGGAGAAAGGCUUUGAGGGCCGGUCCCCCGACAAGCCAGAGGCCCUCUGCAUCCCCAACGGCAUGGUCUCCACGGGGUACAUCGCCAACGGCUACGUCGCCAGGGGGGCCGACAACGACGGCAGCGGCUCAGAGAGCAGCUACACCACCCCCAAGAAGCGGAAGGGGCGCCGCAACAGCGCCAAGGGCUGCGAGGCGCUCAGCCUGGGGCAGGCUGCCCCCCACGAACCCUCGGCCAGCACGGCAGCCUCAAAGCAGGAGCCCGAGGCCGGGGAGGCGAAGGCGGGGGGCCGGGUGGACGCCCCCAAGCCGGCUUGGAAGUGCGAGGCCGGGGGCUUGGGGACCGGGCGCGGGAAGCCGGGCGACGUGCCGUCGCGGAAGAACUCGGACGGUAAGGCCGGCGCCGCCGCGGGCAAGAAGUUUGAGGAGCGGCCAAAGGGCAAGCACGUGCCGGCAGCCUCCUCCAAGGAGGACUCCUGGACGCUCUUCAAGCCUCCCCCCGUCUUCCCGGUGGACAACAGCAGCGCCAAGAUCGUCCCCAAGAUCAGCUACGCGAGCAAAGUCAAGGAGAACCUCAACAAGGCCGCCGUGCAGAGCGUCUCCUCCCCCACCCUUUCCUCAUCCUCGUCCUCGUCUUCGUCCUCCUCCCUGUGUUCGUCGUCCGCCGCUGAAACCCAGCCGCAGCCUCCUGGCCGCCUCUCGCAGGUCCCCAUGUCCGCCAUGAAAUCCGUCACCUCGGCCGGCUUCUCCAACGGGCCGGUGUUGGCGGGGGCCGACCGGGGACCCCAGCCCCUCCUCGUGCCCGGCGGGGUCCUCUCGGCCUCGGAGGCGGGGCCCCUGGACGUGGCGAGCCUUGGGGGCGCCCCGGCAGAGCCGCCGCCCAAAUCCAGCCUGUUCAUCUACCCGUCGAAUAUGCAAGCUGUUCUCCUCAGCGCCGCCGCGCAGGCCGAGACGCCGCCGCCGCCGCCGCCUCAGGCCAGCCAGAAGAGCUUGGGCGACAUUUUCCAGAACCAGUGGGGGUUGUCGUUCAUCAACGAGCCCAGCGCCGGCCCAGAGGCGGGUGCCAGGAAGCCGGCAGGCCCCCAGGCCGUGGAGGUGACAUUUCAGGGGGAGGGCCCGGCCGCCCUGGCGUCCCCGGGGUCCGAGGCAGCUCCCUCGGGGCCCGAACCGCCCGCCUUCCCCAAGGCCUACGAGCUGGACAAGCGGACUAGCCUGCAGCUGCCUGGCAGGAUCCUGAAGCUGGCGGCCGCGGGCGAGGCAGCCGGCGGCAGCGGCUUCCUCUCGGAGCCCCUUCGGCCCGGCGGGCAGUGCCAGGCCGAAGCGGGCGGCAGCUUUGUUUUCCUCUCCAAGGACUGCCACGUAGAGAGGCGCCUGGCCUCGCCCACGAACCAUUUGUUAGUUUCCGCCAAAGAACUGAGGUGCCAGAGUGGCCUAGGAAGGAAAGAGAGUUGGGGUGAUUUUGACCUGAGGGCAGCCGUUCUAUAUCACACUCAAGGUAAAUCUAUGUCCACGUUGGUGUCCUGCUUCAGCCUCCGGUUCUGUCUGGAUUUAGUGUGGGAUUGGGGAACGGUUUUUUAUUAACAGGGGAAAAAGUAAAGUAAAAAAAAGGCCUUUUACAAUCUCAAAGGACGCAGCACGAAAGGAAAAUGGGCUGGGAGGGAGGAGGAAAGAGACAAACCUCACUUAGUUUUGGGGCACUUUUUGUCAGGGGGAAAUAUCGAAGUGGGGGGGGUGUUGUGGUGAGAAACAGCCGUGCGGAUGUCAGAAGAUAAAUGGUUUUAUAGAUUAUGUGUCUGGUUGGAGUGUCGGUCUGAGAAAAUGGACGGUCGAAGCAUCUCACUUCUUAUUUGAGGCUGCUAGAGCAUUGUUAACAUACCUAUUUUUUCAUUUUUUAAUUUCUCCCCUGCCCCUUUGUAUUUGUGUGUGUGUGUGAGAGAGAUAUCCAACACGGUCUUGUCCCCCGUCCCACCCGAUUCUCCUGCCCCAUGCCAUUCCAACAUCUGCAGCGUAAGGAUGUGGGGAAAACACCUGUUCCUUUCCUAUCCAGGUGUUGCGUUACGCUGUUAGUUCUUUAUAGGCUGCCUUGCAGACCCCCCAAGACGGCUCCCCAUGCAAAUACCAUGCAGUAAAAAUCGUACUGUAGCUUGCAGCAUUUCACAACAACGUGUUCGUUGUCCCAAUCCCAGUGAAAACGUUAAGAGAGGAAGGCUAUAAGUACUUAAGACAGCAGGGGCUCCUUAUUUUCUGGGCCCACUUUCCUUGCAAAAAAACAACAACAAAAAGAUGUGAAAAUAGGGGUUGCUGUGUUUUGUGGCAGCCCCCAGGUCUCACAGGAGCGGCAGUGAUUUCCAGGGGGCAGAACUCACCAAUGGUAGGAGCUGCUUAGGUGCCCAAGUGCGGGGAAAAUCUGGUUCUAAAGUUGUCUUUUUCAGGGGGUCCAGGACAAGCCUCAGUAGUGUAAGGAGGGGGGGAGUGGCAGUUUGCAAAGGACCUCCCCCCUCAGCCAUGGAGGUGGCCUCGCUGCUCUCUUAUGGUGGCCUCUGCCAAGCUGACAACAUUCUGGGUGUUUUUGACUACAACUCCCAUCAGCCACACCUGGAAGGAGGGUUUUUUUGCAGGUGGAAUGGGGGGGGGGAGAGCCUUGCUUUCUCUUGACGCCCCCUUGAGCAUCUUCAGCUAUCCUCUUCCUUUGAGAUUAGGGAGGGAGAGUGUCUGGCAGCCCCUCCAGGCGCCACCAGACUACAACUCCCAUUUUUCACAAAUGUGAUUUGGAGUCCCAGCACCUGGGGGGGGCAUGCAGGUUCCCCACCCCUGAUGUCGUCCACUGCCAGAUAGGGGCAGAGGGGUGCUUCUGGGGAGCUCAUUAGCGGGGCAAAGAUGUCAGUUGUCCUUUUGAACUACAGCAGCUGGUCUCGUAAGGUAGACUGCGUCCAGACAUGGAGGUUCUCUUCCCUGGCAGCAGAAACGGGCAAGGCUUAGAAUCGUAGCCUUGUAGAAUUGGGAGGGACCGCGAGGAGCAUCUAGCGCAUUGCAGGAAUCUCAGCACAAGGUCCCCCAUCCAAUUCGAAACCAUAUCAGACCCUACUUGGCUUUGCAAAUGUGCUAGCUGGUUUAUGGCUCCACCACUAACAGUUUUUGCAGAUCGGGGGCCGUAGGGCAGGGGUGCCAGAGGUGGCAACCCCCCUCCAGAUGUUUCUGGUCUCCUGACUCCUUUUUAUCACCGUCCCUGGCUUUUCUGGCCACUGGGAGUCGGAGUCCUGUCAACAUCUGGGAUAAUGGAAGCUGUUAGGGAACAAGAGAGAGUUUGGGUCGCUGUGACUCCUGCACUGCCCCCUUCCAACUCUACCAUUCUGUGAAUGGGUCUAAGCUCACCACAUCCGCUCUUUUUCUAAACUGCGUAGUGAUACGUUUCUUAUGAAUAUCUGACACACGCAAAAAAGGAGGUGGGUAUUUAUAGCAACACUCGAGGUGGUUCAGAGUCACGGGGGGAGGUUUGCAUGCGGAGCAGCCCUUGACAUUAAGAGAAGGGCCUCAGCCCGACGUCAGAGCACUCGCUUUGAAGGUCCCGGGUUCAGUUCCCGGCGUCGUCUCUGAAACCCGGUCAGUGUCAACAAUGCUGAGCUAGGCUCUGUUUAAGGCCGCUCCCUUUGUUCCUCUGAGACGCCACCUUGGCACCUGGGUCCUUCCCAAAGCGAUUCUUUUCAAGGGCAUCUGCCAGAAGCACCGCAGCCGGGGCUGAGCCCUUGGCAGGGGGCGCGAGAGUUGAAGUGCCUUGUGUCUCGACCGUCCCAUUGGGAAGAGGAAGCUGCUGCCUUAUAGCUGAGCAGCCUCUUCAUGAAUAAAGCUGCCCAAGGCAGGACCCAGUAGAGGAGGAGGAAGAAGAGGAGAAGGCUUCCUCUCCAAAUCUUGGACAACGCAGGCUGCUCCCCUUCUAACAGGCUGGUCAGAAAUAAAAUCGGAGCACUCCUCUUUUGCUGAGUGGUGUUUUGCUGCCUCUCAGAGGCGUGAUCACCCACCCACCCACACAUAUAUAUAAUUUUUUAUUAGUUUUUUAGCAUACCAUUUUCAACAAUAAUUAAACAUACUUUUACAUCUUAUUCAAUUUUUUGACUUCCAUCAGUCCUGUUUGAAAAUUCCCCAAUCUAAUCUAUUAGGAUGUAUUUCUUACUUUCCCUAUUACAUUUAAAACUCAUGACCAAAAUUUCUCUCUUUUUCUACUUUGUAACACUUUUUAUGUUUCUCCUUACAAAACUUCUUGUAGUCCUACUAGCGUAAUUUGUUGGCUACAAUUGAUCUUCAAAUAGUUCAUAUGUUUCUUCCAAUCUUUUGUAAAUCUCUGGUCCCACAGGUUUUGAAUCCUUCCUGUCAUUUUGUCCAAUUCUGCGUAGUCCAUUAAUUUCGUCUGCCAUUCUUCUUUCGUCGGAAUUCCUUCUGGCUUCCACUUCUGGGCUAACAAGACUCUUGCCGCUCUUGUUGCAUAUAAAAACAGUUUAACAUCUUGCCUCCAAGAGGUGUGAUCACUCUUUUGCCCAUCUACCCCAGGCUUCUUGACUCUGACCAGCAGCAGCUUUCCAAUCUUUCUGGGCUGGAUAGAUUGGUCUCAACUAGGGCCAGGUCCAUUUCAGUACAGGUACCUCGGGUUAAGUACUUAAUUCGUUCCGGAGGUCCGUUCUUAACCUGAAACUGUUCUUAACCUGAAGCACCUCUUUAGCUAAUGGGGCCUCUCACUGCCACUGCGCUACCGGAGCACAAUUUCUGUUCUCAUCCUGAAGCAAAGUUCUUAACCCGAAGCACUAUUUCUGGGUUAGCGGAGUCUGUAACCUGAAGCGUAUGUAGCCCGAGGUACCACUGUAGUGGCCCUGACUUGGAGGAACGCUCUGUCACAAGAGACUAGGGCCCUGCGGGACUUGACAUCUUUCCGCAGGGCCCCUUGGUUUGGACUCAGUCUGACCCUUAUGUUUCCCUCCCUUUAUGGUCUUGAUCUAUGGGCUACUUUAAAAUGAGGCUGCAUUUUAAAUUGCAUUUUUAACCUGUAUUUUAAAUUGUCCCCCCCCCUUAUGUUUUUAUUGUAAUUUUACUGGGUCUGGGUCUGGCCAGGGAGGGUGGGGAAUAAAUAAAAAAUUAUUAUUAUUAUUAUUAUUAUUAUUAUUAUUAUUAUUAUUAUUAGAACCCUCUGGCCUGAUUCAGCAGCCAGGCCCUCUUCCCAUCUUCUCUCCUGCUAAUCUGGGGGAGAUGGAAAGUGUGGGAUAGAGAGGGGAAAACCAGCCAAGGCGGAGAGCUUUCUGCUCUCCUGACAUCCUUCCAGGGGCCAGCUUUGGCUGCAGUCAGGGAUGUGGUGGCAGCUGCAGUCCAGAGGCUGCUGAGGUUCCCCCUCUGCCACUCGCAGGUUGUGGCACAAAUGGAGCAGCUGCUCAGAGAUGCUCCCCAGAAGGGCAGGAGGUGCCACACAGUUUCUUCCCACCUGGCCCCGUGGCCUGAUCCAGCGCCACACCCCCUGUUUCUUACACCCGGGCCAGGAAGUUAGCAGGUGUGGGCAGUUCAGCCUGUAGAAUGCCAUUCAUUCAACGCCUCUUUUUCUUUCUCGAAGCGCCUAGUCCUCAAGGUUCCAGGGAGACUUGGGGAAAGGGCGUUUGUGUGUCUUUUUCUCGCCAUGCUUGCAUUUCCAUGCGUGGCAGGGGGUGGCACUAGGUGAUCCACAGGGUCCCCUCCGACUGAUGAUUCUGGGAGGCAUACGAGCCAAGGCAGCCUUCUGCAAACUGGCGCUCCCUGGCUCCGGCUGGACUCUCAGCGCCCAUAAUCUCUGGCCACUGGCCAUGCCAGCUAGCAGGAGCUGGGAGCCCCAAGAUGGGCUGGAAAAGAGGGGUGCCAGUUUUGCAGAGAUGCAGAUUGCAGAAUUGGGGUCCUCUCCCUCUCCCCCACCCCUAAUAAUAAUAAUAAUAAUAAUAAUUAUACCCCGCCCAUCUGGCUGGGUUUCCCCAGCCACUCUGGGCGGCUUCCAACAGAAUAUUAAAAUGCAAUAGUCAGUUAAACAUUAAAAGCUUCCCUAAACAGGGCUGCCUUCCUUAUCAUUCUUGUGUGUUUUUAACUUUUUAGAUUGCUUUCCUCUGGGCAGGUGACCCUUUUCUUCAAGACAAACCAGAGAGCCUUUAAGUGUAGCUAAAUAAAAGUGGGUGCUUGGUGCCUCAGGAAUCCUGUUGAAAUUGGGGGGGGGGGGUAUUGCUUGAAGAAACAUCCUUUUGUCGAAUGCUCCACAAAGAUCCGAAUCUGAAAUACUUAACUUUCCCCUCUUCUCUCUCUCUCUCUCCACAGAAAUGGAAACAAUUUGUAAUUUGAAAAAGCAAGGUAAGAAUCUCUUGACGGCCACGACAUCUGCUUUGCAUCUGCCCCGCUGCGAAGGAAGGGCCGGUUAAUUUAUUUUGUGUAGGGGGAGUUGUGUGGAAAUUCGGCUGCUUAUGGUGGGGGACUGUGGCCUUCCAGCAUGACCAGUGGGCAGGGAUGCUGGGAAUUCCAAUUCAGCAACAUCGGGAGGGCCACUCCAUUAAAAAAAACCCCCAGUAAUUUACCCUCAAAAACAGCCCUGUGGUGUAGAUCAGGCUGAGACCAUUGGGACGCUCAGAGGGCUUCCUUACUUGUAUAAAUUUGAACCCAGGGAUAAUGGGAUUUUUUCCAAGAGGGAGAGAGACUCCGUCACAAACCAGUGUUUGGGAAUUCUCCUGGGGGAGGUUUCAUUGUUUAGCUGGUUUAAAAAAGCAGAAGAGGUUUGCAAGAAUAAUGAUACAACAAAAUGAUCAACCCAAACCAUUAAAAGAAAUCAUUUGAAACACAGAAAAUGAUUAAAAUCAGGACUCUGCGGUACAGCUGCAAAUAAAACGUUUUAGGUGUGUUGUAAAAAAAAAAAAAAAGUAGCAAAAGUGCCAUUAUACAAAUGUGACACUAGAUGGCGAUGGUGAGCUAUGCCAAAUUCAAUGUAUUUUUCAAAACGUUUUUUAAAAAAGCAUUUUCGCAGCGGUUUUUAUACCGUAUUGGCCCAAAUAUAAGCUGCACUUUUUUCCCCAGAUUCCAAUUGUGAAAAGUUAAAAGUGCGGCUUAUAUUUGCGACCUUAUGGUAUCGCUGCUAUAGCAGCUGCCCACAAGGGCUGUUGGGGGUGCAGGACAACAGCGCCUGUCCCGACUGCAGCUCCCAAGCCUCCCCUGAGCCACCGUAAGGAAGGGGGAAGGGGUGGGAGGCCGCCGGCAAAGCAGAAAAAUAAUAAAAAAGAUUAAACUGCAUAAAAAGAAAAUGGAACACAUGUCAACAUGUCUGGACAGGCUUGCCUACAAAAAAAUGCUUUCAGCGGGCGUCAGAAAGAGCAUACGGGGAUAUCAAUUGGCAGGGAGUUCCAAAGAUUGGUUUCCUACGAAUGCAUAAAGGGCCAGUUCCCCAGAUCUAAGUGGGGAAGGGGACCACGUGGGUAGUUUGUGCGCUUGAGGACCUGACUUGACACUCGCUGUGUUUCUCUCCCUUUUCUCCAGACCCCAAAAGGAUAAUCACUUACGACGAAGCCAUGGAUCACCCCGACCAAUGAUAGGAGCCGUGGACGGCCGCUGACUCUCUCGCCGCCGCUGUUGCCUCUCUGCCGUGAGCCUCGCAGCUCCUCACACAUCCAGGAGAGUGAGUGGCUGUGGCGGCAGUUCUGGGGCGGCGAAAAAGGAACUAGAAUCGCAGGAUAAUAUAUACAAAUCUAUAUAUAUAUAUAAAUCUAUAUAUAUAUAUAAAUAUAUAUAAAUCUAUAUAUAUUAGUUAUUUUAAAACAAAUUGAAAACAGGGGCCUGCGGGCACGGCGAGACUUUUCACGUGGAAUUGGCAGAGACUCGCGUUACGGGAUUAUUUAAAACUUCGGUUCUGAGUCCUCUCCGCUGCCCUCUCCCCUUACAACAAAAGACUCCUGCUUCUUUCUCCCGCCACCGCCCUGUGCGAAACCGGACAAGAAUUCUUAACGGGUAGAAACACUGCCCCCCCUGCACGGUUCUGGACAUCUGCAGGAGAGGGGGGGUCUCCAGCCGUUUUUCUGCCGGGAGUCUGCAAUCGCUGACGACACACUAAGUCUCCGGGAAGCCUCUCUGUUUUCCUCCCCUUGCGCCCCAGUGUUUCCCUCCAUUGCUUUUGGUUUUACUGGAAUCCGAAAACUGCAGGGUCAUUUGGGGGAGGGGGGCUUGGGGCACUGGGGGGUUAUCUCUUCCCCCCCACCCCACCCCUUGUCGAAGUGAAGGUGUGAUAUGGAGGGGAAAUCGGUCUUAAAAAUCCCUGCGUCUUCCCCUCUGCUCUCCUUCAGGGGAAACCAAAAAGAUGCUAUCACUACAGUUGUGUCAUCUGCAUACACCUGCCGUUUCGGUUAUGAUGGGGUUUUUUUUGGGGGGGGGAGUGUGUCAUCUUUGACGGCCACCGUCCAAAACUUUACAGAACGCCAGAAGAGUUUUAAAUUUUAUUUUAAAGAUGCGGUUCAGGAGUUUGGGAGGUUUGGAUGGGGGGGGGGAGGGAACGAUGGCAAAGGCAGGGGGGUUAAAAUUGCCGUUCCUGCCGCUUGGCACUGUAUCCCCAGGAAGAAGCCAGCGAAGCAGUUUGUUCAGCCUAUAGGUGCUCUCUUGAGUUUUUCUCCCCCUGGAUGAUCCUUUCAUUUUUCCCGUUCUCUGUCAGUCCUCUGUUGCAAAGCUGGAAACGUAAGGAAAUUGUGAUUUCUUCCCCCUGCCCUUUGCUAACUUUUCCAAAUAACGCUGUGGUGUGUGUGUAUGUGUUUACACACAUUACAACUCCUAUCUGGGAAUUUGUUUUUCUAAAAGGAAAAAAAAAAAAAACCCACCAGGCCUUACCUUUCACUAUUUCUCUCCCCGCCCCCCCCAGCUCAUUUUCCUCAGGCAAUUAAUGUUUUUUUUAUGGUCUGACAUCAAGAGGCCUGUUCUAAUGGAUUUCCGCUGUCUGUAUUUUUAUUUUUAUUUUGAUCUGGGCUUUGCUUCUGCUUCCCCCUCACCCCCAGCUUUUCACCGCAAGAGCAGAAACGGAAAGAGGUUGCAAGUGUGGUGUCGAAAGCUCUAAUAAAGUCAUUAUUUUAUUUUUUUUGCCUUUUGCAGAAAUCCAAAUUUGGGGGGUGGGGCUGGCAAGGGGGCAAGCUGUGGAGUUUGGCAAGGCGGUCGUGCUGUGAUUUAUUAAUUUUUUUGGAGGCGCAGAUAGCAGGAGCCCCCCUUUAUGUGAAAGGGUUUGCCCAAAAACAAAUCAAUUUCUGGGUGCCCCAUGGAAGGGGGUCUGCUCUUCUGAGAAUUCCCCAGAGUGGACUCAACAAAGAUCUGGUGGUGGGGGUACAUCUUGCUUCAGUGUGGCCCAUUUUUUUGUUGGGGGGGGAUAGGUGUUGAGGAGGGGGGCAGGCCCCAGUUCAGCCCCCUGCCCUGCUCAGGCCUCCACUGCCUAUCCCUAAAACUACUGGAGUGUCCUUUUAAAAUGCCUUUUAAGAAAGAGAGGGAAACGCCCAACUUGGAUGCUUCUGUUGCAAGUUGCUCUUGGCCAAAAAAGUAAAAUAAAUCUAAAGUGAAGCCCCCCCUUUUUUUAAAGCAAUCACGUGAAUUUAAUAAAAUUUCAUAGUUGAAGUGUUAAACAACUGGUAUAAAAAUACAUCUGUGAGUUUUAUACAGAUUUACUUAGUGGAAGUGAAAAGGUUCAUUCAGCAGCCAGAACCUUAUUCCUAUCUUCACACCAGGAAAGUAAAAGUCCUUUUCAGGGUACCUUUAUACAUAAAUUUCAUUUCAGCCAUAGAUAGAAGUGUUAACAGCAAAGUCUUGGCUUGUUUUCUAUAGAUACUGGCUGUCUGAGAAAGGUGUAGAACGAAGGGAGAUACGACGACAGGGAGAGAAAGUCGACCCUUGCCUUGACAAUGAACAAAGCAAAUUCAAGUUUCCAAAUUCAUUAGCAAUGCCGUAAGAGUUUCAAUCAGCUUGGCAAGUGAAGCCCUUUUUUAAAGAAUGCUAGCUCCCCUCCCCACAAAAAAAAAAAACCAUUUUCCUAGAUGUGUUCUUCCCUCCUUUUUUUUUUUUAACAGCUGCCUUCUCCAUUCUGUUACUAAAUUUCCACCCUUAAAAUUAAAAUAAGACCCCCCCUCCAAAUCCCAAUGGGGGUUUGACCAGUUUCCAGCCCAGGCUGGUGUGUUGCUGCCUAGUGACUUUCCUCUGAUGCUCUGAUUGGCCUCGUAAGAUGUUGGGGGGGGGGGUCCUCUUAUUUGUGGGUGCCAUGUUCCUGCCUCCUCCCCAAACUCCCCCCCCCAGCCCCCUUAAACCUUCCCAUUUUUUUGAGGGGGGAGUUUUCUCUUCCCAAGGUUCUCGACAUUCUUUAAUAAUUAGAAUUUAGUCUCUUCCCUCCUCGGUUUUAUUUGUGUGUAAAGACGUAGGUGGGAAGGAAGUUGAGCCGUGAGGGAUGUAGCCCCAGUGUGGGGAGCCUUCAGUCCUCCAGGUGUUGCUGAACUCCCAUCAGCCCCAGACAGCGUGGCCAGGGAUGUUGGGAGUCAGAGGGCCCAUUGCUCCUGAUGGCAGCACAUGGAAGGGAUGCUUUUAAUACACGGACCGGUCUUCUGCCGACCGGGCGCCUUCCAGAUGUGCUGACCUACGGCUCCCGUGCUAGACUGAUGGGAGAAGUAGUCUGGAACAUCUGGGGAAGCUGGUGUGGCUUAACAAGAGCAUUGUUGGGCUGCCAACUCUCAUCCUCCCUGUCCAUCAGCUGUGCUUUCUGGGGGCUGAUGGGAGUUGUAGUCCAGCAGAUCUGAAGGUUUUCCGCAGCAGCCGUGCCGUAAUCCAAAUAACAGGCAAAAUGUGUGCAAGUGUGACUCGCCGGUUCUUCCUCCGAGUACAGCCCACCAUCUUUAAUGGGGAGCAGGAGAGUCAAGGUUUUAGUGUCUUUUUCAACGCAUGUGGCCCCCAAGGUGGAACUGCAACCCUAUUCUUAGCUGCAGAGGAGAGAAUUCAUGUGAUAUCCCCCAGCUUGCAAGAUGGCUUUGUGUGAUGUGCCUGGAAGGGGGAGAAGGUGUUCACUCCCCCCCCCCCAUUUUCUCUAAAUCCCCUUCUCUCUGGUUGUCAGUAUUUGGGGCAAAGGGGUGGGAAUAGGACAGGAUAGGACAGGAUGUGGCCUUGCUUGAAGAGAGUGGAUUUAUCUAUUGGACAUUACCCUGGAAAUAUUUUGAUCGGGGGAGAACAAAUUCCUCGAUGCUGUGGGGCACAGGUGUUGUGUUUGCAUCGCAGCCGGAUGCUCCUACGGAGAUGAUAAAAAUGUACAAAGGAGGCUGUCGAGAUGCCAUUCCCUUGGCUAACCUGUAGAAUUUUUUUUUAAAAAAAUAAACAGAAAUUGAGACUACCUGCACCGACAAGUUUCUAGCUUCCAGCCAGAGUUUCCGGCUCUCGUUUGUGGCUCCGUUGAUCUGCUUUGCCUACAGCCAGCUCUCCAUCCCCCAAUAUGUGCAAGUCUAUGGGAGACAAAAGAUGUUGGGGGGACGGACCCCAGGCGCCUCUGUGCUUCAUUGCUUGAACCUAGGAAUUUGGUUGUUCAGAGGCGGUCGGGUUGGGAAAUUGCAAGGGCGAAAGGCUGGGCGCUUCACAGGUGCUGGUGGGUGCACGGCAGCUGAGCAGUGAUCAGGAUGGGGCCGAAUGGGCCACUUUCUAAACCAGAGUUGGCAUCCCCAGAAAGUCAGGUCCUUCUGUCCUGCUUGGUCCCUGAAGCUGCCCUACUAGCUCCUGUCUAUGAGGCUUAUUGUGUACUGCUAAGCCAGGUGUGUAUGUGUACUCUGUAGCUGCCUGCUCCAGCCACCUGUGUGGCCAGGGAAGACGGGAACUGGUCCAUCAGCAUCUCUGGGCGGACCACAGGCUCAUCACCUCUGCAGCAGGGAAUUUGCUUCUAGAGGAGAGAGGGGCAGUGGCGGGAGUCCCAGAAAGAGAGUUUGUGUGCUGCCUACAAAACCGAGCCACCCCUGGUGUCUUGCGACGCUGCAGACCUCUCAUUUCCGAAGAGCAAAGGUCUUGGUGGCUUUUUCAGGCAGUGGCAAAUAUAUCGAUUCCUGUUGAGCACCAUGCUUUGUACCUGGCUAGAUUGUUCUCUUAACUCCGCUUCUCUUAUCGGCCUUGAUGGGUUUUUGAAAUCCAUAUCAUUCUGGGGGCCGGGACGGGACUCCACAUUACAUAUAAGCUUUUGCAGAUUUCCUGUCCUUCCCAGUACUGGCUGCCCUUUCCCGUUCAAGUGCUGGGAAGAUAGUCCAGCCUGCUUGACGCUCUUUUUUAAAAUUAUAAAAUAGUUAUCAUAAAAACAAACUUCGUAGGUGUUGCAAAUACCAAGGACGGGGGUGGGUGGGGGUUUUUUUGGGAGGGGGGAAAGCUGCUGGAAUAAUUCCCCAGCCUGGUACCCUUUAGAUAUUUUGGACUACAACUCCCAUCAGCUGCCGGGGCUGGUGGGAGUUGUAGUCCGAAAAGAAAGGCACAAGGCUCAUUAAAAGCUUUAAAUUUUUUAUUUGCUAAGGGUUUCUCUUUUUGGCAUAUGAAGACGUUUCUCAUCAGGCUGUGAGGUGCUGAACCUGCGAAUCCAAAUCUCUGCCAAAAAUACAAUAAGAGGGGUGUCUGUUAAGGCUUGCUUAAAUUUGAAGGCUUCCUGGCCCCCAGGACACUGCUUUUGCACCAAGGGCUACCAAAGAUGCCAAACUUUAAAAACAAAACAAAAUGGCUCUCAAAAUGCAUUUAAUGGCCUCCGCUUUUGCCUGAGACCCUUGGAAACGGCUAGCUUAUUGCAAGGGUACCAAAGGAACUUGGAAGUUCCCUAGCUCCUAUUGACAAGGCUGCGUUUCCCAGGGUUCCCAUGGAGCUGUCAGUUUAACACAGUUUUGAGCCUCCUGUGUCCUUAAGCAAUGCCACCUUUGCAACCCUGGGCGCCCCCACAUUUGACUGCUCUGGUGUGUGAAGCCCUCUUUGGAAAGUGUAGAAUAUUUCCAGUUUUCAGUGGGGGGGGGGGAGCGGUGAUGGGAGGAAGCCCCAUAGCCAAAUGCAAUGAACCAGUCUAGCCUUGAAUGGAGAUGCAAACACAUCCUAUUGUUGUCACUCUUGGUUUCUUUCCUGCUGCCAAGCCACAUUCUAAAAGUAUUAUUGGGGGGGGGGGGCAGAGGAGUAGCACUGAAAAUACUUUUUGCAAUUCAUUCACCAGUAUUGCUUCAGAUCACCUUCCCAUGCAUGGUCGCUUGGAUUAAGAUAAUUUGUUAUUUUUCUUGCAUCGUGACAAGUAAUGUGUAGUUACUCUGCUCUCUUCUAGCAGAUCUCCAGAUCUGGCUGGGGGUUGUUUCUGGGGCAUCAAUCUUGUCACUGAUACGGGGAAUCUUUGUCAGUCCAGGAUGCUGGUGGGACUUCUGUCCUCCCUGACCAUGGCCAUGCUGGCUUCUGAGGCUGGUAGGACAUGCUGCUGACCACUAACAUGCUAGGUGGAGAUUGGUUGGUUGGCUGGUUGGUUGAUUGAUUGAACCAACUGCAUUUUAGUUCCAGAGCCUCUUGAGAUGUCUUUUCCGGACUCCCCCAAAUUCCUGAAGCUUCUGGGUUGGCUUCAGAGUCCAGGCUGGUGGAGCCCAAACCUUUUCCAGAGCUGGCAAGGCGCUGGGGAAGAUUUCCACAGCCUCUUCAUGGUCAAAGUCUUUUUAAAAAAUGAAUAAUGGGGAGGAAUGUUGGAUGUGAUCUCCGCACCCUCCAGGUUUCUGACCCUCACCCUCCAAUACACAAAUCUGGUGUGUGUGUGUGUGUGUGUGUGUGUGUGGCACUCCACUGAUCUGUUUGUUCUUUGCCUGCCUUCUCAUUCUGUCGUCUUUAUAAAGCGGCUGUAUUUUUUAGUUCUUUCAUUGGCACCCCCACUUCAUGUCAGUAGUCCUCAAGCUUUGUAGGGGCAUCUGAUGCCCCUUUGCAGAGUCUCCAGAGUCAUAGCUGUCAACUUUUCCCUUUUCAUGCGAGGAAUCCUAAUCGGAAUAAGGGAAUGUCCCUUUAAAAAAGGGAAACGUUGACAGCUAUGUCCAGAGUAUUUUUUUUUGCCACUGGGAUUUGUUUGCACACAGAUUUACAUCCAAGAAGGUGGCUUUCUUAACCGACAUGAGUUACCUCCCUCCCUCUUGUGUUUCGGGGCAAGAAACAUGGCAUCCUGUAUAAUGAGAAAACAUGUUUUGGAAUCCAGGAGGUGUAGGUUUACAUCUCUCUUUGCUUGCUGCAGAGUGGUGUGCAUCUAAAUUAAACAUCUAAUACAGUUUCCGAGCCCAACUUUCCGUGCAGGCUCUUAAUUCAGUUGGUCAGGUGGCUGCUUUUCGGGGUGGGAACUAGAGAAAAGGAGGAAAAUGCACUUUGCAUUUGAAAUGAAACCUGGAGAGACGCUAAUUGCAUCCUUGACAUCAUGAUCUGCGGAAUUAAACAUGAGCCCCUCCACGGCAUAGUUUUGGUUUUCUCUUUCCUGCCUCCCCCACCCUAUAUAUGGAUUCCCAGGUGCAUGGCGGGUGGGGAAUGCUUUUUGCUUGGGUCCUCCUUGCAGGCUUCCCACGGGCAUCUAGUUGGCCACUGUGAGAACAGGUUGCUGGACCAGCAGGCACUUCCUAAUGGAUGCAUACAGAGUGGAACACCUUUGCAUGCAUUGAUUAUUAUUAUUCCAAUGGCUUUUGCACAUUUGGUUGUCGCCAAAGCUCCAUUUGAUUAGUGCCGGAGAGGUUGCACUCUUAAAGGCGGGCAAAAUAAAAUGGCAGAAUUUCUGGGAAAUUAUUUCCUUCCCCACCAGCUGAUCUGCUGCACAUCUCUGCUAGUUCCAUGGGACUCUCUAGUGAAGCAUGUCUUAAGGAUUGCAAGUUCAGGGUGCCUCUGAGAAGCAGGUGUUUCAGUGUUGUGUGUUGAAGUGUUAAAGGGGGCAUUCUCUUGUAUUCUGAUGAAUCAGUUUCUGGUGGCCUCUCUCCCUGCUCCCCAGUUCUGCGUGAUUUCUAAAUCCUGAUGUUGGGGUAGCUCCCCAACUUAAGUCACAGCUGCUGUGUUCUGCCUCUUGUCUGCUGAGGUGCCUGCCCUCCAAACUUCCUUCCUGUCCUUCAAGGCCCAUUUAAAUGUACAGCUCCAAAUCUUAUCUUUUAAGUUUUGUCCUUGACUCCUGUUGGUGAGCUGCCUUAAGUCCCUCUGCCCUUCCUGGAGAGGGAGGGGAAACGCAAACCGUUUUGGAAUCUGCAAACGCUCAUAGUUCAGUGUCUUAAUUUUUUAUAAAAAAAAUUCCUUCCAGUAGCACCUUAGAGACCAACUAAGUUUGUUAUUGGUAUGAGCUUUCGUGUGCGUGGAUCUGAAGAAGUGUGCAUGCACACAAAAGCUCAUACCAAUAACAAACUUAGUUGGUCUCUAAGGUGCUACUGGAAGGAAAAAAAAUUAUUUUGUUUCGACUACGGCAGACCAACACGGCUACCUACCUGUAACUUAAUCUUUUACAUAUGUGAUGGGGGGGGGGAGGGUGUUUGAAUUUUGGGAAGCCUGACACCACCUUGGCCCUCAAUAUUUUGCACGGAUCUCUUGCCCUUUUGACUGCAACCUAUUCUGCAAAGUGCCGAGUGAAGAGAAAGUGGCAGUGCUGGGGACUGCCUUUUUGAAGAGUCUGUCUGCAUCUUCUGCAGUGACCCUCUCAGUCUCCUUCCUGUUUCAUCUCCCCCACCCCACCCCACCCCACCCCAGAAACAGGGUCUUUGAAAACUUGGUUCCAACACUUGCCUGGUUCGCUUCAGACUCGGGGGGGGGGGGCUGACUUGCCGCUUCAUUUCUUUCCCAUUGAACCACAAACCUUAUUACUAUAAAUCUUGAGAUGUCACAGCACUGGCACGCAUUGACUGCACUCUCACCUUUCCUGCUUGGCCAUUUUGCAGUAGAGCAAGACCUUGUGGGGGGUGGGGGGGCUUUAUUUUUGCUUCUGCCCCAGAACAUGAGACCACUUGACCUGAAAAAUACCACCGAGUCCUUUGCAAAGAACUGGGUCAAAAAGCGAUGCAGACUGGCCUAGAUUGUAUGUGUGAGAUACUCCCUGUUCUUCAAGAGGAAAAAAUCCACCUGCUUAGAGCUCUCUUAUUCCAUAACACCAAGACUGGAGAGACAUUUCUGGCCAAAAGGCCAGAGCAUUUUGCCGUUUCCCCUCUCCUUCUCUCCAAAUGUUUCACGGUGGAUAGGAAUGGGCUGUGUGCCCAGCUGUAAAAAGGGCACUACUUCUCAGACUGGAGGAACUGGUGGGUUUUGUUGAGGAGGUUUGCAGUGGGGGUAUCAGACCCAGAACCAGCCAAAUUUCACCAGUCCAUCAAUCCGCCUCCAUGCAGUUGCUCAGGCUAGGUCAGUUUUGUCACUUAACGGAAGCAAAAUCUCAGCUUCUCCCUCCCUCCCUUUUAAAAAAAAUGCUAUUCCACAACAGUUCUUAAAACUUCCCCUCCCACUAAAAAGAAUCUAUUUUAUAUUUUAAUGAAGAAAACUAAAAAUGGAGAGAUGGUUGUAGAACAAAAUAAAUUAAGAGAUGCUACAGGAUGUAAAAUGUUCAAUAAAAAAAAUAAAAAUCAA
This is a messenger RNA of Podarcis lilfordi (Lilford's wall lizard), 30091 nucleotides long. The record is from the annotation of a GenBank genome assembly. Lineage: Eukaryota; Metazoa; Chordata; Lepidosauria; Squamata; Lacertidae.